GGCUGGCGGGAGUAGCCGGACGCACGGAAUGGGUAGGAGUCGGACAUCCCCCGCGGUGACCUCGUCAGCGACAUAACGGGCUGUCACCUUCUUAUAUGGCGAGCCCGUGGCGCAUGCUCGAGAUGCAAUGACACCUCUGCUUAACAUGUCUCUCGACACUCGCGACGUUGAGACCGUCCUUGCGACGGUCGGAGCUAUAUACGUACUUCGGCGCGUUUUGGAUGGACGCAGAUGCCUUCAGUCCGUAGGGCAUGCCUCUGGACCCAGAACGCUCCUCUCCCAAAUGGGCGCCCUGGCCAACAUCCUGCCUGUCAAGCCGCCCAUCGGUUACGGGGUCCAGUACGACUUGGUCUCCAAGUUCAAGUUCUUCGAAGAAGCCGACUGCGACGUGAUUGCUGCGGUUUCUUUCUGGCCUCAUGCGGAAGCCGUCCUCCACAUCGCGAAUGCGGAAACCAUCAAGACAACAGCCUGGGCCAGACAGCGCUUCCCGAAGCGCGUCGCACAAUAUAGUUUCUUGGAUAUGUUCGGCCCUAACAUCCUCACCUCCGAGUUCGACCAGUGGAAGUUCUUCCGCAAGGUUGCUGCUCCAGCAUUCUCAGAGCAUAACAAUCGCCUAGUCUGGGCGGAGGCUACGCGCACCAUUGUCGAACUCAUCGAAAACGUCUGGAAAAACGGACAAGUCGUACAUGUAGAUAACUUCCUCGAGAUAACGCUCUCGGGUGCUCUGCAUGUGAUCGGAGGCGCUGGUUUCGGGCGAAACAUGUCCUGGGGUGACGACGCCACCGCUCCCAAAGGUCACCAACUCUCGUACAAGGAGUGCAUGGUCAUCGUCAGCACGAAUAUCGCCGUGCGCUUGAUUUACCCCGAUUGGUUCCCGAGUAUCACAAGGGACUUGCACCGCAUCCGGGCUGCUUUCAGCGAGCUUGAAACAUACAUUGACGAAAUGAUCGACGAACGUCGGACUAGCAAGGAAGAGCGACACGAUCUGCUGAGCCGACUGCUUGAGGAGACUGACAAUGGCGAUAGCGUCAUGAGCAACAGGGAGAUCCUCUCCAACAUAUUCAUUUUCCUCGAAGCUGGGCAUGAGACGAUAGCACACACCCUCUGCUUCGCCUUCGCCUUCCUGGCGCUCUAUCCUGACAAGCAAGAGAAGGUCUACGAGGAGAUCAAGGCUGUGGCAUCCGGGAGCGGCGACCUUCCGCAGUACGCUGACAUGCACAAAUACGCCUACACCCUCGCCGUAAUCUACGAAACCUUACGCUUGUUCCCUCCUGUCGUUACCAUCCCCAAAGUCAGUACGCAAGAUCAAGUCAUCACAAGCAAUCGUCUCUCGGACGGGUCCAAAGUCGAGAUCUCUUGCCCCGCAGGCACGAGCGUUCACUUCUCGGUCGUCGGCUUGCAUAAUAAUCCCAUCUACUGGGAUUGUCCUGAGGAGUUCAGGCCAGAGCGCUUCCUCGGCGACUUCAACAAGGACGCGUUUAUACCCUUCUCCGCCGGCGCACGAGCGUGUUUGGGUCGCAAGUUCGCCGAAACGGAGGGAGUCGCGAUGAUGGUGUCGCUCAUCUUGAGGUACAAGUUUGAGGUGAUGGACGAACCGAGGUUUGCUGGGGAGACCUUCGCGCAGCGCAAGGAGCGCGUUCUCAAGACGGCUGUUGGGCUGACUUUGACGCCUGCGCGCGUUCCCCUAACGUUCCGUCGCAGGGAUUAGCUAACUUCGACGUUUGGAUGUAGGUAGCGGACAAGUAAAUGGAAUUCGUCGUCUGAUACUUCACGCAUGGCGCCCACGGCAGCUAGUCCAACACUUCUCUCGGAAUAUCCUCUGGUCG
This is a messenger RNA of Schizophyllum commune H4-8, 1826 nucleotides long. Its product is annotated as cytochrome P450. The record is from RefSeq and is a predicted model, not a curated record. Lineage: Eukaryota; Fungi; Basidiomycota; Agaricomycetes; Agaricales; Schizophyllaceae. The transcript has 16 exons. The coding region runs from base 146 to 1708 and encodes 520 amino acids. Gene Ontology annotation, molecular function: monooxygenase activity; iron ion binding; oxidoreductase activity, acting on paired donors, with incorporation or reduction of molecular oxygen.